AUGGGUUCUGCUCAGAGCCAGGAGCAGCCCGACGUCGUACGAAUUGACAGGAGCGAAAUUCCAGAAGAGUACAAGACUGUGGGAGUAUCUUCUGAUGUAGUAAGGAGAGUCAAUGCUCAAAACCAAGGUGAUGGCAGUGAUGCUGAUCGUCUUCGAAAUGAACUUGCUCGUGAACGAGAAGAAAAAGCACGACUGAGAGAAGAAAUGAUGAAACUUUCAGAACUACAGCAAAGAAAGGUGGUUCACGGACAGUCUUCCACAAUGUCCGAUUUAACGGAUGAUAUUGAGGAAAGAAAGCGCAUCUUUGACGAAACAGUUGAACGCGUUCAACAAAAAUUCUUCGCAUAUCAUAGAGAAAACGUCUGUGCAGACCAUGAAAAGGAAAUUAUGAAGUGCUUACAAGCAAAUCCUGGUCGUGUCUUAAAGUGCGCACCACUCUCUGAACUAUACCAGAAAUGUGUUGCUGAUUUUCGUCAAGAAGUUCUCAAGGGGAAUUAG
Molecule: messenger RNA, 498 nt
Organism: Necator americanus (New World hookworm)
Lineage: Eukaryota; Metazoa; Nematoda; Chromadorea; Rhabditida; Ancylostomatidae
Exons: 5
Coding region: 1-498 (165 amino acids)
Biological process (GO): inner mitochondrial membrane organization
Cellular component (GO): MICOS complex
Source: RefSeq, a predicted model, not a curated record